Messenger RNA from Tachysurus fulvidraco (yellow catfish), 1179 nucleotides. RefSeq lists its product as uncharacterized. Gene Ontology annotation, cellular component: cytoplasm. NCBI's taxonomy places the organism in Eukaryota, Metazoa, Chordata, Actinopteri, Siluriformes, Bagridae. The transcript has 9 exons. Bases 164 to 961 code for a protein of 265 amino acids. Gene Ontology annotation, molecular function: oxidoreductase activity, acting on the CH-OH group of donors, NAD or NADP as acceptor. The record is from RefSeq and is a predicted model, not a curated record.
CUCUCACACACACGCACAAUGCACAAAAACUGGACUCAGCAGCUGGUCAGCAGAACCACACUUCACAGCUUUAAAACUGCACAGUGUGUGAGGUAAAUCUACACUUGACUUGAAACUUAAAGACAACAACGACAUAAGCUGCUACAACGGAGCAAAGGCAAGGAUGCUGAAGGGAAAAGUGGCAGUUGUGAGUGGUUCAGCUCAGGGUCUGGGGAAAGCCUUCACACACAUCCUGCUGGAGAACGGAGCUCAGGUGGCCAUGUUGGAUGUGAACCAUGUCAUGGGUCAGGAGCUGCAGGUCCAGUUAAAUCACCAGUAUGGAUCGGACCGGACUCAGUUCUUUAAAGCAGACGUGUCGUCGGAUCAACAGUUUACAGAUGUGUUCCAGGAGAUUAUCAGUAAAUUCGGUCACAUCAACAUAUUCUGUAACAACGCAGGAAUCGCUGAUGAGAAAAACUGGGAGAAAACUGUGUCCAUAAACCUGUCAGGUGUGGUGAGAGGAACAUAUUUGGCCCUGGAUCACAUGAAAAAGCAGAAUGGUGGAAAUGGAGGUGUUAUCAUCAACGUUGCAUCACUGGCAGGACUUGGCCCAUUUCCGUCAGCUCCUGUUUACACAGCGACCAAAUACGGUGUGGUGGGCUUCACCCGUGCGAUCUCUAUGGCAUCUCAGGCCUCAGCUUAUGGCGUGAGGAUUAAUGCUCUGUGUCCAAGUUUUGUCAGGACAGCGCUGAUUGACUCGUUUAAACAGGAGGACAAAACAGGACAAUUUCACAAUCUGGUUUCUCUCACACAGAGUCUGAUGGACAAAUUCACUCUUAUUGAGGUGGAGCAGGUGGCGAAGGCGUUCCUGCACUUGAUUAAGGAUGAGAGUGUGAAUGGAGCAGCUCUUGUUGUGAAAAGUGAAGGUGCAGCAUACGCCACGUUCCCUAAAGAAGUGGAGACCACGCCCAUCUCUCUGUAACCUUAGAAACCUCUUAGAUUAUUGGACCAAUUGCUUUCUCGUCUAAUACAAACCUUGUGAUUACAGAUAGUGAGCAGUAAUAAACACUGAUCAUCACACUGAACACAAUGUGUCUGUAGAUGUUCUGAACCUUCUUCUGCUCUCCUACAUUACUAACAAAAGCCAAUGUCUAGAAAAACUACACCGAAAUAAAGAUUUCAAAAUAUGUUGAUCUCAAA